Molecule: messenger RNA, 1821 nt
Organism: Prunus armeniaca (apricot)
Lineage: Eukaryota; Viridiplantae; Streptophyta; Magnoliopsida; Rosales; Rosaceae
Source: the annotation of a GenBank genome assembly
AUGAUGGACAAACCCUGGGGUGGUAUCGGCGCAUGGGCCGCCGACUCUGAGCGAGCCGAAGCGGAGGAGCUCGCGGAGGCUGCCCAAGCUGAGUCCCAGAGCUUCCCGAGCCUCAAGGAAGCCGCGAACGCAAAGCCCAAGAAGAAGAAGAUGAGCCUCUCCGAGUUCAACAUGGGGGGCUCUUUCUCCGCCUCCAGGCCCGCCGCCUCAAGUCGGGUCGGGCUCACUCCUGAAGAGAUGAUGCGCCUCCCUACCGGCCCCAAAGAGCGCUCUGCGGACGAAAUGCAGUAUGGUCGCCUCGGCGGUGGGUUUUCCUCGUACGGCCGCUCCGGUUCGAAUCCGGGUCGGGGAAGGGACCGUGACGACGCGGAAGGGUCGUGGGGCGGUGGUGGCAGAAGAUCCUACGGUGAAUUCGACGACGACCGAAGGGCUCCCUCUUCUAGGGUUUCGGAUUUCGAUCAACCGUCGAGGGCAGACGAGGUUGACAAUUGGGCAUUGACCAAGAAGUCUCUUCCUUCUGCAGAUUCAGGUCGGCAGAACCGGUAUAGCUCGCUCGGUGGCGGUGGCGGUGGUGGUGGUGGGGGCGGUGGCAGUGGAGGUGCCGGUGGCGGUGUGGGUGUUGGCGGACCUUGGUCUAGGGCAGACGAGGUUGAUAACUGGGCUGUUGGGAAGAAGCCUGCUCCUGCAAGAUCAUCCACAUUUGGGUCUGGAUUUCGCGAUUCGGGGCCGGAGCCCGAUCGCUGGGCGAGAGGCGGACGCGAGGUGGACAGCGUUGAGAGAGAGCGACCCAGAUUGGUUUUGGAUCCUCCAAAAGGCGAGUUGGGCGUGAAUGAGUCAGUGCAGGUUGUGAAGACCAAUAAGCCCAGUCCGUUCGGGGCAGCUCGACCUAGAGAGGAGAUUUUGGCCGAGAAGGGGUUGGAUUGGAAGAAGCUGGACUCGGAAAUUGACGCCAAGAAGACGAGUCGGCCAACGAGUGCGCACUCAAGCAGGCCUUCCAGUGCUCAGUCAAGCCGGUCUGAAGGUCCUGGGCUGCAUGGGAGUGAGAAUGUGGUGAAGCCGCGGCCCAAAGUGAACCCAUUUGGUGAUGCCAAGCCAAGGGAAGUUUUGCUGGAGGAGCGAGGUAAAGAUUGGCGGAAGAUUGAUCUCGAGUUGGAGCAUCUCAGUGUUGACAGACCCGAAACGGAAGAGGAAAGGAAAUUAAAGGAAGAAAUUGAUCAUCUAAAGAAGGAACUUGAGAAAGAAUCUCCAGAUAAAACGAACAGUGAAACUGGCCAAGAGUCUGGUGGUGACCAGGCAAGUCUACGUGAUAUAGUACUUCAGAAGGAAAGGGAAUUGGAGACACUGAUCCACGAUUUGGAUGACAAAGUUCGCUUUGGUCAGAAGGCCAUCGAUAGACCUGGGUCUGGGGCAGGCAGGCCUGGGUCUGGGGCGGGCAGGCCUGGGUCUGGGGCAGGCAGGCCUGGGUCUGGAGCAGGCAGGGCUGAAGUACUGAAUUCAUCGAUAGGCCUCACUCACAUGGCAAAGGAGAUGCGUGGACAAGGCCUUUUGAUGACAGAAGGUCAUUUCAAGGUGGCAGGGAAAGAGGAUUUCUGGGGAACAGAGACAUGGGCAGGGCAAGGUCAAGAGAAAGAUGGUGAGAAACUCUGCUGUUUCUAUGGAUUCAUUGAAUUGCCUUCCACUUUUGACAACCAGAACCAAAUAAUAUUUUGCCCCACUCUUUUUGUUUUCUUCAUUUUGCUCUGGGAAAUGGAGCAAGCAUUAUUGAUUACCGGCACUAGGAACUCUUGCCUUGAUCUAUUGUUACAUCUUGAAACUAUGUAA